Messenger RNA from Oryctolagus cuniculus (rabbit), 1764 nucleotides. Lineage: Eukaryota; Metazoa; Chordata; Mammalia; Lagomorpha; Leporidae. The record is from RefSeq and is a predicted model, not a curated record.
AUGUUGGACUUCUUGCAGUACAGUCUGUCUGGUGCGGUUGCCUCCUUCUUCUUCAUCCUGCUGACCCUGAAGCCUCCAGAUGACUUCAGAGUGACUGGUCCUUCCCAUGCUAUUGUGGCUAUGGUGGGGGAAGAGGCCCUACUCACCUGUCAGCGCCUUCCCAAGAAGACUGCGGUGCACACGGAGGUGAGGUGGUACCACUCAGAGCCCAGUGCACCUGUAAUUGCAUACCGGGAUGGAGCUGGGAUGACUGAGGUGCAGAAGGAGGAGUACCAAGGCCGAGUCGAGUGGAUAGAAGAUGGCAUCGCAGAGGGACGUGUGGCUCUGAAGAUACACAGCAUCCAGGCUUCCAACAAUGGGCAAUACUGGUGCCGUUUCCAAGAGGGCGACUAUUAUAGUGAAACAAGCUUGCUGCUCAAAGUAGCAGGCCUGGGGUCGGCCCCACGGAUCCACAUGGAGUGGCCUGUGGGGGGUGGAGUGCAGCUUGUGUGCACUGCAAAGGGCUGGUUCCCGGAGCCGCAGGUGCGCUGGGAGGAUGGCCAGGGAGAGCAGCUGCUGUCUGUCUCUGAGCAUCACAUCCAAGAUGAACAUGGUCUGUUCUACGUGGAAGCCACCCUUGUGGUCAGGGAUGCCUCCGCAGAGACCGUGUCCUGCCUCAUCCACAACCCUGUCCUCAUCCAGGACAAGGUGUCUGUCAUCGCCCUCUCAGAGAAACUCCAGUCUGAGAUGGCUUCCCUAACAGUGAUUGGGCCUUCCCAGCCCAUCCUUGUCAGGGUGGGAGAAGAUGUGGAGUUAACCUGUUACCUGUCCCCCAAGGUGAAUGCACAGAACAUGGAGGUGAGGUGGGUCCGAUCCCACCGUUACCCCGCUGUUCAUGUGUAUGUGGACGGGGACCAUGUGGCUGGAGAGCAGAUGGUGGAAUACAGAGGGAGGACUGCUCUGGUGGGUGAUGCGAUCCACGAGGGGAGACUGACACUGCAGAUACAUGGUGCCAGGACUUCAGAUGAUGGGCAGUACCGGUGCCUUUUUGAAAUUGAUGAUGUCUACCAGGAGGCCAGCAUGGAUCUGAAGGUGGUAGGAGUGGGCUCUUCCCCACUGAUCACCAUGGAAGGACUGAAGGAUGGAGACAUGCAGCUGAUGUGCACUUCGGACGGGUGGUUCCCACAGCCCCUUGUGCAGUGGAUGGACAGACAGGGAGAGGCAAUGCCGUCGUUUUCUGAGGCCCUGAGUCAAGACAGCCGUGGGCUGUUCCAUGUGGAGACGGCUUUAUUGGUGACAAGGAGCUCCAUUGUGAAUGUGACUUGUUCCAUCAGCAACCCCCUUUUGGGUGAGAGGAAAACAGCAUCCUUUUCUUUCUCAGAGCAUUGGCAGGUGAUUGGACCAGACAGUCCUAUGCUGGCCUUGAGUGGGGAGGACGCAGAGUUCCCCUGCUUCCUGUCCCCUGAAGUCACUGCGGAAGCCAUGAAAGUGCAGUUCUACAGGAAAGAGCUCUCUUCUGAGACCAUCGUCUAUAGUCAUGGGGAAGACCUACCAUCGAUGCAGACACCAGAGUAUCGAAAGAGGACUGAGUUCCUGAAUGGUUCCAUUGCACAGGGGAAAGUCUCCGUGAGGCUGAAGAAUGUCACUGCUUUGGACGCUGGUGUGUAUGGGUGCCGGUUCAGCAUUGGGAUUUAUGACCAGAUUGCCACCUGGGAGCUUCGGGUGUCAGGUCCACGGUACUUCCCUUACGUCAGGAACCUUAUAGGCUGGAGGGACUUCAACUAA